GAAGAAGAAGCAGCAAUAGCUACUGUAAAAACAGAACAACAGAAGUCCAAAAUGGAGGAAGCUGACGUGGGUGUGUUAAUCUUGUGUAAUUCACUUUAUUAGCAGAAUCAAUUUUCGAAUCAUUUUGCAUUUUUUAUUUCUACAUUCGUCACACAAAACCAAUACAACGGUUUAACUGUGAGCUUCUCAAGUGAACCUGGUGUAUUUUCUAGCUAGCGGUGUAUGCUAUCGUUGCUAGCCUGAAAGCUAGCUUCUGCUGCUGCCACAUUUCACCUUUAUAAUUACACAAUCACACGAAACAAUUCGCUUAUCUGCACUGUGCUGCGAAGGACACAACAUCAGCUAUUAUGGAGGUGGACGAGAUGGAGCUCCAAGAGUCCGACAAGAGGGUCGAAAACCAGACAAAGAGAGAUGAAGAAAGAGACGAUGAAGAAAAUAUGUCAGAUUUCCCAUGCAAGUCUGUUGCCUCCACAAAUGAAUCUCUCAGCAAAGAGACGGAAUUGAAGGACGGUCCGGACUUGCUCAAUGUAAAAAGAGCCGUGGUUGUUUUGACCCGACUCCCUGACUAUAAGAUCAGCGCUCUGCGACCACCAACGCCUCCGCAGUUCUACAGCGAAGACGACUCCCUCAGCAGCUCUGACUCUGAUAUGCAGUGGGAACCAGAAGAUGAUUCUAGUGACGCUGAAUUCUCGCUUUCACACAACAAAAAGAGAACUGGAAGACACGCUACUGCACACACAAGCAGGAUGAACAACAACAACGUCAAUGCGCCAGAACAAGCCCCUGUAAUAAUAUCAUCGGUUUUCGCCCAUUGCUCCAAUGAAACCACGAAGGUCCGCCCGAACUUGCCAGAAGUAGAGGUCAUAGUGGACACGGUGGUCCUGGCCAGGAAGAGAACCAUGAGAUGGCAACGUGGAAAAAUAUUGGAUAUGGUGACGAGGGAAGAUGGACGGUUGAAGUACAAAGUUGGUUUUGAUGAAAAGGGGAAGAGCCUGGUGUCUGGCCACCACAUCGCCUUUGACGUCACACCGAAGCUGGAGCAGCUGUAUGUUGGUGCUCGCGUGGUGGUCAAGUGUCAAGAUAACACGUUCUUCUACCGGCCUGGUAUUUUGGCAGAGCUCCCCAGCAGAAAGAACCGCUUACGGUUCUUAGUCUUUUUGGAUUGUCACGUGGCGGUCUAUGUUGGCUUGCCUUUAUUCCACCUGGUGUGCAGACCGCUGGAAAAUGUGGUUGACGACAUUCCAGAAUGUCCCCACAAGUCUUUCAUGACGCAGUACCUGAAGGACUGGCCGUACCCACAUCUAACCCAGUACAGGCCUGGACAGAGCCUCAAUGUCGAGUUCAGUGGAGUCCAGCAGAGGUGUGAGGUACAACUGGUCGACAGCAGCUUGAUGCAGGUUCUUUUUCAGGAUACUCAACACAAGGAGUGGAUCCAUCGAGGCUCCAUGCGACUUGAACACAUGGCAAGAUUUUUGGAAAUGAAAGCAGAAGAGCACAGAAAUGAUUCUGACUAAAUGCCCACCGACAGAAAUCAUGAUACACGUAAUGUGGCUAACACAUUUAUAGAAAAAAAAGAAAUGAAUUUCCUGUAAUAUCCAUCAUUAUGCUGAAGGGAUGUGCCAUUGUUUUUUUUUUUUUUGUUUUUUUUUUUAAGGCAUCAUCAGCUGAUCUGUUACAGCCCAAAGUAAGAUUUGUAAAUUAUGAGGUGACUGACUCAAGAACGACAUAUAUUCCAAUCCUUUGUUUUCUAUCGUUAAUACUUUCAUUUGUUGUACAUAUGUCAAGAUGUAGCUACUUGGUGGAUUGUUGCACUUCUAAGUAAAGUUUUCCACCAUUAAAACAUAGUGAACAAGUUUGUCCAGAAAUGUAAAUGUAUCUUAAGAACAGUUAAAGGUAAGUAAUAUUUAAGGGAAACUAUCCAUCAUCGUCCUCCUACACGUUUGGCACACAGGAGAUGUUGCAAGCUAGACGACGUCAGAUCCUACAAACUGCACCUUUAAGUUCAAACAAGCAAUUUAGCAUGUCGCAGACAAGAAUAUUAGCUUCCUAUUUUGCUGUUUAUUUCGCUUUUUCACAGUGUGACACUCCCAGAUUGAUGAUUUAAAUAAUGCAUUUAAUGCAGACUUUGUAUCGGUCAAAUAUUUGUAGUGAUAUUUGUUUUGUAGAAGUUGAUGAGUUCCGGGAAGCUGGAAAUAUUUUUGCAUAAAAUUCUUCAAUUGUAUAAUUUUAUUUGAGUAUGUCACAACACAUACAAUUCAUUAAGGUGACAUAUUUAUCCAAAGCGACUUACAAUUGGUGCGUUCGACCGUGUGGGUACUACAACAAAAAUUUGCAAAAAAAAUAUUCAGGUACAUCAACUUCAUCAAAUAUGCUAAACUGCUCUAUUUAUUUAAAAUGUUCUGGGUGAUGGUGCACAGUGAGCAGAUGUGUUUUCAGUCUGCGAUGGAGACGUGGAGCUUGUUCCAUCAUUGUGGAGCCAACACCGCAAAACGUUUUGAGCUUUUACAUCUGCAUUGUCUUUUUUUACCUGUUUAGUUCUGGGCCCCGUUCUUAAUACGUAAAUAACCGUGUUCAAGUUUAGAAUGUUGACAAUUUGGCUUGAGUCUUUGUUUUUUUUUUUAAAGCUGUUAUAAUCUAUAUCAGGGACACGGUCUCUUUUAAAAGGCUCAAUAAUGACCCAGACGGUCUACUGUGAAGCGUUCAUGAAUGGAUUUUUACAUACAAAUGGCUUACCUUGUUAGAUUCAUAAAUAAAGACUAUGUAAUGAUGA
Molecule: messenger RNA, 2770 nt
Organism: Anarrhichthys ocellatus (wolf-eel)
Lineage: Eukaryota; Metazoa; Chordata; Actinopteri; Perciformes; Anarhichadidae
Product: histone-lysine N-methyltransferase SETDB1-B-like
Exons: 8
Coding region: 348-1514 (388 amino acids)
Biological process (GO): negative regulation of gene expression; heterochromatin organization
Cellular component (GO): nucleus
Molecular function (GO): histone H3K9 methyltransferase activity
Source: RefSeq, a predicted model, not a curated record